AUGGUGCUACGCAAGAAGGAGGUCUAUACGACCAUCACGCCCAUUCCGGGCUUUAUUCCUCGCCAACUCGCCAUCGAUAUCCUCCACUCACACUCCGAGGUCAUAACAUUAAAUCCGCUCGUCCUUGACCACAAGGCGAUUCCCGCACCGCGCGAUGCCGCCUCGGACGAGUUCUAUAGCACCUGGUACGAGAUCACGGAGCGCAUCCAGUACAUACCUGGCAUUGGUAAGAUGGGCUCGGGAAAGAUCAACUUCAACGGCUGCUUCCAUGACAUGCCUUGGGGUUUGCAGACGCACAUAUAUGCUCCGAUGAACGUCGACUUGCGAAACAAGUACCGCAUCGCCGGUAACCAGCCUGGCAUUGAACCCCCUGAGCCACCGGAGAUUGGUAUGGCCCAGCUUGGAGUUCCUAGCGACGGCCUUUAUCUGCGAGAAGACAUCGAGAUUAAGUGCAACUUGGCUGUGGUCGGGUUUGUGAAGGCAGAGCUUAAGAAGGCGAGCAAGGAAAUGGUCCAGCGCAUCAUCAAGAAGGCCGAGUUGCUGGACGCUGGAGUGCUGCAAGGAAUGAUUGAGGAUGGGAAGCUCAAGACCAUUAACCCGGCCGACAGGUCAAACACGGUUAGGUCGGCCAACAACCACAGGACCAUUGGCACCUCGCCUUCGCUAAUGGCCGGCAUUGGUUCACCACAACCCAGCCCGACCAUGUCUCACCACAGCACGCAUGCCAGUCCGGCCAUCCCUUACACAAUACCUCGACCACAGUCCACAAUGUACGGCAGGCCAGGAACGGCAGGGUCGGCUGCCGCCGGAUACGCGUCGCCUCCGCAAAGCUUCGCCCAUGAGCUCUGUUCCGGACAGAAAGCCUCCACCCCACAACAGGAGAUCAUUAUGGAGCUGCCAGGUGACUUCUAUCACCCUACGCAACAGUCCCCACGUCUUCCGCCACCAGGGCAGCAGCAAAGCCAAGGAUCUCCUCGUGGAUCACUCGCCUCGUCUUCACCACCACCUUCGGCAGGCCUCAGCAGCGACAAGCAUGUGUCUUCUAUUUCCUCACAGGGGAGGUGGUCGGAGCAGCAAAAUUCGGUGUCGCGGCCAAAUUCUUUCAUGAAUGACCUUGGCGCCGACCAAAAGGCGAGCUUUACGUCGGAACUAAGCACGCACAACGAGACUACCGAUGAACUCAACCGCGACAACACACUCAAGGUGCUGGAUGGGUCACUAAAGACGCCACCUCUGCCAUCUCAGCAGGCUCAACAACCACAAGCCCCAAAAGGCUAUACUUAUAAUCCGGCUGAUUAUGCCAAAGUGUCACCGCCGGUGCAGUCCACCCCUAAGUUUCCCGGGAAUGGAGGCUACGCCAAUGCGUACAAUCAGCAACAGCAGCGGUACGGGUAUUAG
Molecule: messenger RNA, 1398 nt
Organism: Pyricularia grisea
Lineage: Eukaryota; Fungi; Ascomycota; Sordariomycetes; Magnaporthales; Pyriculariaceae
Exons: 1
Coding region: 1-1398 (465 amino acids)
Source: RefSeq, a predicted model, not a curated record